Aplosporella prunicola CBS 121167 is the source of this 1413-nucleotide messenger RNA. Its product is annotated as GMC oxidoreductase. The record is from RefSeq and is a predicted model, not a curated record. The transcript has a single exon. The annotation marks the transcript as partial. Lineage: Eukaryota; Fungi; Ascomycota; Dothideomycetes; Botryosphaeriales; Aplosporellaceae. Gene Ontology annotation, molecular function: flavin adenine dinucleotide binding; oxidoreductase activity, acting on CH-OH group of donors.
CCCAACAGCGUCGCGGGACAUGGGUUCAAGGGUUGGCUGGAGACGUCGCUCACCGAGUUGACGCUGAUUGUCCAGGACUUGAAGGUCAUUUCUCUGGUGGUGUCUGCGGCGACGGGCAUGGGAAAGACGGUGUUGGGCUCGGCUUUGAAGACGGUCGAAGGUCUGGCUGAGGUCCUGCUGCGCGACAUUAACGAUCCCUCUCCACUUCGCGACUCGUCCGAGGGGCUUUACCAAGUGCCGCUGGCGAUGAAGAUUCCGGAGUACAAGCGUGCUGGACCUCGCGAUUUCUUGAUGGAAGUGAUCGGCGCGACAAACGACGACGGCACGCCGAAGUACAAGCUUGACAUUCAGCUCAACACGCUGGCGACAAACGUACGUUUUGAGGACAGCACCAGCGGCAAGCCCAAAGCGGUUGGCGUCGAUUUCUUGACAGGAAAGAGUUUGUAUGGCGCAGACCCGCGCAGGAUGUCUGGGAAGGCGACAGACGAGGGGACACCGGGUAGCGUCACGGCGACUCGCGAAGUCAUCCUCUCGGCCGGCGCGUUCAACACUCCACAGCUGCUGAAGCUGAGCGGAGUUGGUCCAGCAGACGAACUCAACAAGCUCGACAUCCCCGUCGUCAAGGACCUUCCCGGCGUCGGCACCAACCUCCAAGACCGCUACGAAAUCCCCGUCAUCGGACAAGCACCCAGCGACCUCGCCCUCCUAAACGGCUGUACAUUCCUCAAAGGCGACGACCCCUGCUACGACAAGUGGGCAAACCGGCCAAUCGAAAAAGGAGUCUACGCCACCAACGGCGUCGCGAUCGCGAUCCUGCAAAAGUCCUCCGUAGCACAGAACAAUGACACAGACCUCUUCGUCGCAGGCUGGCCGGCUUAUUUUUCUGGUUAUUUUCCUUCCUUCUUUGACAACGCGACCGCCAGCUUCGACCACUGGACCUGGUUAACGCUCAAGGCGCACUCGCGCAACAACGCCGGCACCGUGACGUUGCGUUCAGCGGACCCACGUCAAGUGCCCGCGAUACAGUUCCGCAGCUUUGACAUCGGAGGCGACGAGGACCUUCAGGCGCUGCUAGAAGGCAUGAAGUACUCGCGAAACGCCUUCAAAGACUUGAUCCCGCUGGAUGGUCGCUUCGACGAGGUCUGGCCUGGCCCGCAAGCCGAGACCGAUGAGGACUUGAAGCAGUUUGCCCGUGACGAGGCGUGGGGCCAUCAUGCGAGCUGUACGUGUCCGAUUGGAGCGGAUGAUGAUGAUAUGGCGGUUCUGGAUGGCGAUUUUAGGGUUCGUGGAGUUGAAGGUUUGCGGGUUGUGGAUGCAAGUGUCUUCCCGAAGAUUCCGGGAUACUAUAUCGCUUUGCCGCUGUACAUGGUCAGUGAGAAGGCGGCGGAUGCCAUUCUGCGAGAUGCUGCUUGA